AUUAUUGCAGGUGCCCUUUUACUGUCUCUAUCAUGGUCUCUAUCAAGAUUAGUUGUGCGUGUAAACUGCGACCUCUGGUAUGUGCAGUGACGCGCAGUUAAAUGUGCGUAAGCGAGCAGCAGAGGCAGAGCUGCUGUCAGCGCCUCAGACUGAGCAGCAGUUAGCUCCAUGGCUAGCAGACAGCAGUGUUCACAGAGCUCCAUGGACAGUCCACUCAGUGUAACGUUAUCUUCAUUUCAAUGGGCGUUUCUCCUACAACUCUAACUAAACCAGGAAGUGAAAUAUUAAACACAGAGUGGGGUUUUCUGUCAACUCCUCAGUGUGGGGAGCGCGCGACGGGAGAGGAGGACCAGAGGACUUGGAUCUGGAGCUAACGUUGCUUAGCUAGCUGAUGUUAGCUUGCCAACGCAAUGGCCAACGGGUGUAUUCCAGAUGAUGUUAGGCACCUUUGCCUGUAGAGACCAAGAUGACUGAAGUCCAGGCCACAGUGGAGUUCUCUGUGGAGCUCCACAAGUUCUACAAUGUGGACCUGUUCCAAAGAGGGUUCUACCAGCUUCGUGCCAGUCUAAAAGUGCCACCCCGGGUGCCACACAAAGUUGAGGCCAGUCUACUUCACCCAGGAGGCUCUGAUCUGGCAUUUCCUGCUUCAGUCCAAGAUGAUGUAAUCAGCAGCAAAACUUUCCAAAUCCUGUACAAGAAUGAGGAGGUUGUGGUCAACGACGUCCUCCUCUUCAAAGUUAUGAUGCUGCUUGAUGAAAAGAAGGUGGAGGAGUCCCUCAAUGACAUGGACUUCCAGCUCCUCUUGGAUUUAUAUUUCACAGAUGGUGACUACACGCCAGAUGAUCCAAGCUCUCUACAGAAUAUCAGCGGCCGCACUCUUCGUUUGCACUUUAGCCUUCAGCGAGGCAUCCACCAACACGUCAAUGUCAUGUUUGACUACUUCCACCUGUCUGUCGUCUCUGUAGCCAUCCAUGCCUCCCUAGUGGCACUUCAUCAGCCCCUCAUCAGUUUGCCUCGACCAGUGAAAACCACUUGGCUUAACCGCAAUGCUCCAGCACAGAGCAAAGACUCAGUCAUCCCUCCUCUAGAGAACGUGGUGUUUGGCAGCGGCUACGUCAAGCAAGUAUCCCCAGAUGGCAGGACAUUCCUGGUAUCUGACCACUGCCUGCAGCAUGCCUUCGGUCUCCACCAUAGCCUUUGCUCCAAUCUUCUGCAGGCCUACAAGGCCCUGUUUGACUACUUCACCUCUAUUACCAAGGACCUGCCCUCCUCCCAUCGUAUGGAACUAGCCAAGCCCAGCAUGCAAGUCCUUUAUGAGAGAGUACUCAGAAGACCCUAUCCCAGGAGUCAAAGGCACGUCUACAUAGAACAACUCGACUUGGAGGCCCGUCUUGCUGAUUUAUGCGACCAAGUCAAGAAGGCCGAGUCCCCUGACGAACUGGCAGAACUGGUUAACAUGAACCUGGCCCAGCUCUGCUCUCUGCUCAUGGCACUCUGGGGACAGUUCCUCGAGGUGGUGUCCCUGCAGGAGCAUGUUGCUGCGGUGCUAGCAAUGGAGCACCACACACUAAGAGUAAGGAGGUUUGCUGAGGCUUUCUUCUGUCUCGAACAUCCAAGACAAUCUGCCCUGGCCUAUCAGGAACUACAUGCUCACAGUCACCAGCAGAUGACUAAUGCUAUCAAAAGCUCCAGCUACUUCCUGUCUUUGCCUCCUCUUCCAGCGGAAUGUGCAGACCUUGAUGGUGAUGUUAGCUCCCUGCCAAUCAUCUUUGAGGACAGAUAUCUGGAUUCCAUCACUGAAGAUCGGGAUGGACCCUGGCUGGGCGUGCAUAAUUCAAAGUCUGGCUCAACGUCCAGCAAAUCAGACAGAUCCAACUCCAAGGACUGCAGUGCAGCUGCCAGCCCCAUACCUGAGUCUCGGGGUGCCCCUAUGGAUAACACCUGGCCAGACAGUUAUGAUCCACCGCCUAAGUCCAAAGGAAAAUCUGUCAAACUGAAGAAAAAUUCAAAGACUGAGAACUCAAAGAAGCUGAUUAGACAGGGCUCUAAAGACUCUGUGGUUCUGGUGGGUUACAAGAACCUCAAAGCUCCCUUUAGUGACAGCAGCACCAAGUACAAGGAAGGGGGAGCUCCUCUUCAUCAAGAAGAACAAGAUACCUUGCAGGGAGACUCUAGCUGUUUAAGGACUAAUGCCAAUUCUGUUUUUGACUUUGGUGCCACAUCAACACGUCCUGGAAACAGUACUGUUGACGCUGUUACAGAUGAAAAUGUAACUGCUGCUACUUUUCAAAAAGGUGGUUUCAAAAAUCCAACAAAGUUGGACUCGCAGAACAAUCCUCAGGCAGGUACUGGGGCUACUGCUACAGGCAACCAACCACUUCACAAAGAUGAUCAAGCUGACCACAGUGGCCGAAAGAUGCCACAGUGGUCCUCUGGGCUGAAGCAAAUUGAGGUCAAACCAAGUACCAAGGACCCAUACCAAGGAGAGAAAGUUACAGUGCUUCUACCAUGCCGGACUGAUGCAGCUCUCAGUCGUAAUGUUCCAGAGAUAACCCAGUCAGACCUUUCUGAUUCAAAACAGCCCACGGCGGACCCUGUUAUUGAAAGGCCAGGUAAAGAGACUGCACAGCAAAGCCAGUCCUGCCUGGUCUCAGUAAAGGUAAAGAGUGAUUGUAUCAGGCUGCCGGAUGGAGCAGUCCCCAGUGCCUCGUCUCGCCUUUCAGAUUCAGGAAUCGACAGCGAGUCCAGCUCUUUUGCCACUCAGUUUGUUGCAGGACUGCCGACUUGUGCAGGACCAGGUAACGUAGAAUCUGGUGUUGCUGCCACACAGCCAACAGAGAGGCCUCUAUCUAGUCCUGCAACGAGGUCUGUUCAGCAGAGCUCAGUGCAGAAGCCUGGUGGGGCAGCAGAAAUGCUUUACCCAGAAAACACCAGUGUUGUCAGCGGAGUGCAGUCCUCUCUCACUUCCAUCAACUCCUUGCCGUCUGAUGAAGAGGGCGAAGGAUCCUCCAAGGGUUCCAGUGGAGCUGAAGUCCGGGCCAGGAAGUCAAGUGUGUUGGUGCAAGAGCAAAGUCUAGUGUUCUCUGAGGAUCUCACAAGCAGACCAACCUCUGAAGUGACCUGCAACCCUGACUCUGGUUCAAUUGAUUCUAAACUUGUAAAAUCUGCCUUUGACCUGGAAACAGACUCCAAGUUGAUCGGCAUUUCUGAACCAGAAGGAGCUGCUGGUUCUGGGGCCAGUAAAGAAUCCCGUAGUGAAACCAACACUGCUUGCCCCUCCAGUAACUCUGGCACAAGUAGCACUGACCUGGUGAAACGUGGGAUGGUGGAGAACUACUUUGGCUCAUGCUCAAGCACCGAUGUGUCAGAGAUCAGCCCUGUAGAAACAUCUGCUAUCACACUGGGAAUACAGACGGGACCAGCGCAGGUCGAGGAGGACGAGGAGGAGACGGAGCAUGAGAUGAUUGAGAACGGUUACUACGAGGAAGGCGAUGGCUACGCUUUCGUGAACGGUGUGGCCGACGAGGAGACUAGUGUCACUGGGGAGGCAUCUGCUCAAGAGACGAGUCUUCUAUUUGAACAUCUUGGCAUCGGUUACAUCCACGGAACUAAAGACUUAUCAAAAGCUCCCAUCUGCUCCAGCCAAGCCUCCAGCAGUGUUGGGUACAGUUUGGGAAGGCCCCUCUGUCCCUCUGCCUCCUUUGCCUCCAACCUGCGGUGGUAUGAGUGUGCAUCCACACCACAGAUGAAAGCCUUUGUUAAGGCCAAGGAAGAAAUGAAACAGCUGAGGCUGCCUGGCUUCUUGUACAGUGAGGUGCCUGAGCUGGCAUCCACUGUGCCGUACUUCAGCCUGGAGGAAGACGAGAACUGUGAGGAAGGCAUCCAUCUAAUAGUCUGUGUCCACGGCCUUGACGGGAACAGUGCAGACCUGAGACUGGUUAAGACUUACCUGGAGCUUGGACUUCCUGGUGCUCGGAUAGAUUUCCUCAUGUCUGAGAGGAACCAGAAUGACACUUUUGCUGAUUUUGAGUCGAUGACAGACCGACUGCUGGAUGAGAUAGUCCAGUACAUUCAGAUAUACAACCUUACAGUGUCAAAAAUAAGCUUUGUGGGCCACUCUUUGGGGAACCUCAUAGUUCGGUCAGUGCUAACUCGGCCAAGGUUCAAAUGUUACCUGAGCAGACUUCACACCUUCCUCUCUCUCUCUGGACCUCACCUGGGCACAUUGUACAACAGCUCUGCUCUGGUCAACACAGGCCUUUGGUUCAUGCAAAAGUGGAAGAAGUCCGGGUCCCUCCUGCAGCUUACGUGCCGUGAUCAUUCUGAUCCUCGCCAAACUUUCCUCUACAAACUCAGCAAGAAAUCUGGUCUCCAGUUUUUCAAGAACGUGGUGCUGGUGGGGUCACUGCAGGAUCGCUAUGUCCCGUACCAUUCUGCUAGAAUAGAAAUGUGCAAAACAGCAUUAAAAGACAAACAAACAGGUCCUGUGUAUGCCGAGAUGAUUGAGAACCUGCUGCUGCCAGUACUCCAGAACAAAGACUGUAAUCUAGUGCGAUAUGAUGUCAUUCAUGCUCUGCCCAACACAGCCAACUCCCUUAUAGGCCGGGCCGCUCACAUUGCCGUCCUUGAUUCUGAGAUCUUCCUGGAGAAGUUCUUCCUUGUCGCAGGACUCAAGUUCUUUCAGUAGAAAUGAGGACAGAAUAAAAAACACAUGGAAAGAGAAGCGAAA
This is a messenger RNA of Notolabrus celidotus (New Zealand spotty), 4729 nucleotides long. RefSeq names its product family with sequence similarity 135 member A (gene fam135a). Lineage: Eukaryota; Metazoa; Chordata; Actinopteri; Labriformes; Labridae. The transcript is spliced from 21 exons. Bases 467 to 4687 code for a protein of 1406 amino acids. The record is from RefSeq and is a predicted model, not a curated record.